CAUGUCUCUGAGCUCAGUGCUGUUUACUCUGUGUGCAGCAGCGGUUCCUUCCAUCAUGGACUCCGACAAGACCUGAACCAGAAGCUUUAAUGCGUUUCUAAUGUGAGCCAGGAGAGAGCAAGGAGACCAGCGAACAAGGAGAGAAGAAGAUACCGAAGUUUUAGCGGGCUGUAAAGUUUACCUUGUGACUUCAGACGACUUUUCUUUGGCGACGCCAGCGCUUUCCAAGCAUUGGGUUUGAUCAUCUGCUGGCUUCACUGAGAAGUUACCACUAUGGACCUGGUCCUCAGCAGCCCUGGCACACCCAACCAGUCGGCGUUCAUCGCCAUCUUUAACUCCAGCUGCCGCUUUGAUGAAGAGUUCAAAUACAUCCUGCUGCCGGUGUCCUACAGUCUGGUAUUUGUGGUCGGCUUCGUGCUCAAUGCUGCCGCUCUGUGGCUCUUCAUGAAGAUGCGUCCAUGGAACCCGAGCACUGUGUUCAUGUUCCACCUCGCUCUCUCUGACUUCCUGUAUGUCCUGUCCCUGCCAACCCUCAUCUACUAUUACGCCAACCGCAGCCACUGGCCCUUCGGCGUGGCUCUUUGCAAAGCAGUGCGCUUCCUCUUCUAUGCCAACCUUUACUGCAGCAUCCUCUUCCUCACCUGUAUCAGCGUGCACCGCUACCUGGGCAUCUGCCACCCCAUCAAGGCGCUGACCUUAGUCAAGUCCCGCCACGCCCACCUAGUGUGCGGGAUGGUGUGGGUGGUGGUGAGCAUCUGCCUGGUGCCGAACCUCAUCUUUGUCACCACGUCAAGGCGGGACAACGACACUCUGUGCCACGACACGACCAGCCAGGACUCGUUUGAGGAGUAUGUGGACUACAGCUCUGUUGUCAUGGUGCUCCUGUUUGGCGUUCCUUUCGUGGUCAUCAUGGUGUGUUACUGCUUAAUGGCCCGGACCCUGUGCCAACCCAGACAUGGCUUAUCUCCAGGCCAACGGGGCCACGCCUCACGCCAGAAAUCCAUCAAGCUCAUCAUCGUCGUAUUGGUGGUGUUCGCUGUGAGCUUUGUCCCGUUUCACAUCACAAGGACUCUCUACUACACCGCCCGCGUGUUAGAUCUCAACUGUGAAUUCCUAAACAUCGUAAACUUUACAUACAAGAUCACCAGACCGCUGGCGAGCAUCAACAGCUGCAUUGAUCCAAUUCUUUAUUUCCUGGCUGGGGAUCACUACAGAUCCAAAAUGUUGUAUGUUCUGACUGGAAAGAGGCAGACGACAAGCAGUCAAAUACCAGAACAGGCACCAACACAACCAAACAAUAAUGACAACAUCGCUCUGGUGUAUAAAAACACAGCCACUAAAGAAACAGGAGAGAUCCAGAGAUAGGGGGAAUAGUAAUACACAUGAAUGGACUAAAUCUACCCUGGUUAAGCUAUAAAAAGUAAUGCAGGAGGAAGAAACACUUGUUAAUUUCCUUUUUUUUGCACUGAGACAUUUAUACUGUAACAUUUACUUACAGUGUAUGAUUGUACCCUGUUAAAUCUGUAAUUUUGGCCUGUAAGAGCCCCAUGUUUUGAUUGCCUGCACUCUCUUGACGUUCAAAAGAUGUAACUAGGAGGGAUUUAAUCAAAGAGUCCCUAGUGUCUCUCUAUGGUGCGUCUACAGUAGAGGAGUAUCCUGCUUUGUUUUGGAAACAGCAGCUGGGUCACUGAUGGCCACGGCGGCCCUGAAGUUUGCUUUGAAAAACUAAGUUUGUGUGUGUGAACAAGGAGAUAGCACAAGCACUGAUGUAAAAUUCAUAUAUGACCAAAGACGUCAAUUUGUCUGGCUGUUGUUUUAGGAAUUAAGCAAUCCUUCCUGUUUGAUCAAUAUUGUCUGUAUGUUACCAAGAAACCAAAGAUUCUGAUUCCAGCUGUUUUUGUCCUUCAGUUUUGCAGCUGUCUCUCUCUCUCGCUCCUCUAUGAAGCAAUAACAGAGAGAGUGGUCUGUGCGAGCGAUAUCAUUUCAUAUCACCCACACUUCAUUAGAAGGAUAAGGGAUUUUCCUUUUCAUUCCUUUACCUUUGGGAUUGAAGGCUUUUUUUCUACCAGCAAUCUAGGCUUUUAUACUUUAACACAAUGUGAAAGCAGUGUUGGAAAGUUUAACCUCAUGCCCCCACCCUUGUUUAUAAUGUUGUUGUGUUAACCUUUGAUAGAGCCGAUUUUUUUUCUUUUUACUGCUCUGGGUUGUAAUUUUCUCAUGAUACAAAGUCAGUGCUUCAUUUUUAUGGACAAUUUUUUUUUUAACAGCUUGAUUUGUAUUAUACUGCGUGACUCUGGGAGCUAGUGCCUUUUGCUUAAUGCUACAAUUGGGGGCGUGUCUGUUUGUCUGUAUUGAUUUGUAUGCCACACUGUUGCUCCAGUUUUCCUCAGUACCUCUCUGAAGACUUUUUGGGUGUAGUGGUUCAAAACUGGUGCCAUGAAACAACCAUAAAUAUGUACAGAUUUUCUAUAAAAUCCCAAAAUGUGCACCAAGUCAUCAUUCGGGAACUUCUGCUGCGUUCCAUUUAUGUCACAUGGCCAUGGGUCAUGUGAUGCUUGGUGAAAAAAAAAAAAAAAUGUGUGCACUUAAACUUUGAAAAUAAGUCAAACGGUGCAGCUUUAAUGCUCCCCUCUUUAGUCUUGACAGAGACUCUGGGGGCCAGAAUUUCAAAUAAACAAAACUUAAUAUUUUGGUCUGAUUAACAUAUUACUGUAUUAGUAUUUGUAUUUGCUUUCAAAAUGCAGGAAAUUUUUGGGCAUUACCAGUGAGAUCUAUCCCUAUUAUCUAUAAUGCAACAGGCCACGAGGAGACACUGAGACUACCCCUUUUCACUAUUUCAUUCAGCCAUUUCUGCAUUUUUGGCCACUCUUCACCCAUUGUUUAAAUCAUUUUUGCCCCUUUUAAACCAACCUUUUCCACUUUUUCCCGAACUUUUCCACUAUUUAACCCCUUUUUGCAACUUACCUGCCAAUUAUUUCCAUGUGCCACUCUUUAAUCCCUUUUAACUACAUUGAAGGGUAUUUUUUCUAUAUUUUUGCCACUCUUAACCCAUUUUCCUGCAUGUUUUAUCCCUUUAUGCCAAUCUUUUAUCACUUUUAUCCCAUUGUUGAUACCUUUACCCAUUUUUGGCAUGUUUUAACCUCUUUUCACCACUUUUCCUGGCAGUUUUUUGUCUCUUUGUGCCACUCCACAACCCAUUUUAUCGCUUAUCAACCAAUUUUGCCACUCUCUGACCCCUUUUCCUCACUUGAUCACCACCAUUCUUGCAACAUUUUAUUUUUCAUUGUCUUACCCAUUAAAAAAAAUGUAGUAAUAAUGGCUGACAAUUGAAUUUUUGUAAAAACAGAUUAAAUGUUAAUUCAUUUUCAAACUUCAAUAUUAAUUAUUUUCUGGGGUAGAUUUAACAGCUGCAGACAUUUAAAGCCAAAACAUACUCAUAAAACCACAACGUCUUUUUCUCCUUUUCUGAAAUGAAUGAUCUUCUGGACAGGAAGCUUUCAGGGGCCUGAUAUGUCCAUCGGACCGCCAGUUGCCUUAUGGUGUUGUUGGCCUAUCAUCACAAAUAUGCACUGAUGCUGAGACGCUGAGCCAUUAUGCAGUUAUUUGGAGAAAAUACAGUCCUUUUCAUGCAAACUACUCUUUCUCAUUAAGCAUCUAAUGAUGUAUAUUGUCACCGGGAUACUAUUUCACCUCUGUUUGACUUUGAAAUAAAUUAUGUGUGAAUAAGGUUGGUAAAUAUUAUUUUGACAUUGCUAUUACUAAGCCAUAACAUGGAUUUAGAUCAGUCCAACUCCCAGCUGAUCUUUUAUCGGCGUGUGGCUCUGUUACACGUGACAAGGAUGCGGCCGUUUUCUUGGGUUUCUUUUAUUCAGUGAGGAAACUUGAUCAGGGUGGUGUUUAAGUGAACAUAUCCAUAUUGCAUUCAAUUAAACACACUGUCUGUUUUUCUUAAUAUUUAACAUUGAUUGUCAGAAUCUGUGCAGGAUGUGAGCUGGAUUUAACUCACCUGCUGCGGAUGCGGAUCAGAGUGGACAGCACAUGCUGAGGGAGCAGGCAGCAGUGGUUGGAAAUUGGGCUGGAGUAGGAUUGACAAAAGAGUCCAACACAGGCCUCUUGUCAUAUGCAAUUGUACAUAAAACCAGUUUAAAAUCCCCUGUCAUUACAACCUAACUUCCUCUUUACAUGUAUUAAUGUAGAAUACACAUGUAAACCAUGUAUUAAGUGAAACUGAAACUACUCUACCUAAUGCAACCUGAAUACAGUAGCUGUGGGACAGAUGAUUCUUGGGAAGUGAAAACAGAGAAACCAGGUUAUAGGUCAUGAUAGACUAACAAUAACCUAAAGCAGAACAGUGACAUGUAACAAUUCUGAGAAAUGAUUCAACCAGUAGUUCACAUCUGGCCCAGCCUCAGUUCCCACCACCACCUCUUUAAUGAGAAAAUGUGGCUCAAGUUCCCAAAAAUGUUCAACCAAUUAAAUUUAUUCAGCGAAAAUGGUUUCAUGCUGCACGGUUGAUGAAGCAAAAUAGGGAAAAGCAACCAUGUUUAAAAAGUUUAAAAGGAGAUGUGUGUUUACAUAAUAUUUUACUGUUUUUUGCAGUGGUAAUACAAUUUUAUUUCCUAAGACUGGACGCUGGGUAAAAUGUAAAUAAAAACAAUGCAAUGAUUUGCAAACCUCAUAGACCCAUAUUUUAAUCACAACGGAACAUAAACAGCAUAUCAGAUGCAGAAAUUGAGACAUUUUACAGUUUCAUGAAAAAUAUUAGCUCAUUUUAAGUUUAAUGGCAGCAACACAUCUUAAAAAAGUAGGGACGAGGCUAUGCUAUAAACAUCUGGAAAGUGAGGAGACCAGUUGCUGGAUAUUUGGGAGAGGAGUUUUGUCCCAUUCUUGUCUGAUGUAGGAUUAUUGCUGCUCUACAUUCCUGGCUCUUCUUAAAGAUAUGAAAAAUCUUGUUUAAUGACGUGCCGAAUGUUUUCUGUUGGUGAGUUCAGUACCCAGAUUCUCCUACUGUGAAGCCAUGCUGUUGUGAUGGAUGCUGUAUGUGGUUUAGCAUUGUCUUGCUAAAUAGUCAAGGUCUUUGUUGUCUGGAUGAGAGCAGAUGUUGCUCUUAUCUACUUUUCAGCAUUGAUAAUGCCUUUCUAGAUGUGCAAGCUGCCCUUGCCAUACCAUCAGAGAUGCAGGCUUUUGAACUGUGCACUGAUUACAGGCUGGAUGGUACCUUUCAUUUAGUCUGCAAGAAACAGCUUACAUGAUUUCCAAAAAAGAAUCUCAAGAUUUGGAUUAAUCUAACCACAGAACAUUUAUCCAUUUUGCCUCAGUCCAUUUUCAAUGAGCUUUGGCCCUGAGAAGACAGUUGUGUUUCUGGAUUGUGUUCACAUAUGGCUUCUUCUUUGCAUGAUACAUCUGUGGAUGGCACAGCACAGUGUAUAUGGACAAUGAUUUCUGGAAGUGUUCCUGAGCCUAUGCGGUGAUUUUCAGUAGAGAACUAUGUAUGUUUUUAUUGCAGAGCAGCCUGAGGGCAUGAGCAUCCAAUAACCUUCAGCCAAAUUCAUUAUUAUGUAGUUGUCUCAGCCUAUAGUCUUAAGGCCAAUGGUGAUGGUGAAAUUUACUCUUCUUUGUGUUGUUGAUUUCAUUAAUGAUCCUUAUUCCUUAAAACGGCAGAAGUCCCGUGACGAUGAGCAAAUACCAAAGGCGUUUUUAGGUGAACUACAUAUGCAAGAUUUCCUUAUGUCUCUGUUUAUAAUGCAGGGCCAAUCUGGUGCUUUAAAAAUGUGGAGAAUGAACUAAGAGCAAACCCAUUUGCAAAAAAAAGGAGCAAUGACUUUCCUGUAUACUUGUCAAAAAAAGUCCAUAAUAUAGAUGGCUGUCAAAACUGAAGAUCCGAGGCACUCUGAUGUAAAUAAAAAUCCUUUAUUAAACAGGGAUUUACAUCCCUGGACUUUUUUUGACAACUAUACAGGCAAGUCAUUGCUCCACUUUUUUGCAAACGAUUUUCUCGUCCAUUUCCUGAAGAGCACCUGAUUCUCAUGACACAGCGUUGGAUACUUUGACCCCAUGUCGCACUCACCCACCCCCCUUUAUUCUAAGAGCAAACCCACUUUUCCGUGCACCACUACACUACUAGUUAGCACUGUUACCUCACAGAAAGAAGGCUCCUGGUUUGUUACAUGUUCUCUCCAUGCAUGCGUGGGUUCUCUAUGGGCACUCCAGCUUUCUCCCACAGACCAAAGAUAAGCCUAAUAGGUUAAUUGGUGUCUGUGAAUUGACUGUUGAUGUUAAUGUGAGUGUGCCUGGUUGUUUGUCUCUGCUGACUGCUGAACAGUCCAGAGUGUACCCCACCUCUUGCCCAAUGAGAACUGGGAUCAGAUCCAGCAUCCUGCGACCCUGAACAGGAUAAAGGUUGUGAAAAACUGAUGGAUGGAUUACUAGAUCUUGGAAAAAGAACCCUGAAAUUUACUGUGUGUCAUGGCAAGAUGGGGUAAAUGAAUUUUAUGGAUGCCUAGGGCCUCCAUACAUUAUAGAAUUUUUGCCACCAUGGCAUGCACAUGUUUGUGACCCACUGAAAACAGCUCCUUGGCCCACUUGUGGGUCUCAAACCGGCAGCUGAGUAGCACGGAUUUAUGCUACAACAAUGCCACAAUGAUAAACAGAUAUAUAUUUACUCUGGUGUCAACCUCAUGGUUAGCAAGUCACUUUAGGUAAGAAAAACUUGCAGUAUUUUUACACAAUUUGAAACCGUCACUUGUGCAUUUUGAAUUUGUGUCUUUCAGUGCUUUGCAUAGCUGCUUUGCAGCAUAUUGCAUGUAUGGAGGAAAUAUACAAAGAUUAAACUAGAUAUUUUAAUGGCAUUGCCUUCAUUGAAAAGAUUGCAUAUGCAUCAUUUUGCGACUUUUCUAACAGCCCUCUACCUACAAUUUGAGCAGGUUUGUCCAUAUCGCACAAGAUGUGACUGUCAGUUGAACGCAAGUAGGAUAAAAGGGAUUUCAUUUAACACUUUCUAAAAUAAAAUAUUGCUUAAAAAUAUUACUCUGGAAUGCCUUUUAUGAAAUAAGAUGUCAUUUUCUGUGCUGUGAGCCAUUGUCAUGUUUAUGAUUUAUCUUGAUGGAUGAAAGUUUUAUCAACAGGUAAAUAAAC
Molecule: messenger RNA, 7134 nt
Organism: Cheilinus undulatus (humphead wrasse)
Lineage: Eukaryota; Metazoa; Chordata; Actinopteri; Labriformes; Labridae
Gene: p2ry4
Product: pyrimidinergic receptor P2Y4
Exons: 2
Coding region: 274-1365 (363 amino acids)
Biological process (GO): transepithelial chloride transport; G protein-coupled receptor signaling pathway
Cellular component (GO): plasma membrane
Molecular function (GO): G protein-coupled purinergic nucleotide receptor activity; G protein-coupled UTP receptor activity
Source: RefSeq, a predicted model, not a curated record